AUGGCGGAGAGCAGAGGUGAAGAACGGAAACGAAAGAGACCGCGCGAAGACAAGGACACGAAUGUCCGUGAGCUGAAAUUUAACUUAUCCAACUGCCCCGAUUGGGUACACACGCAGAACGAUGAAGAAUUAUUUCAAAUUUUUAAACUUGGUGUUGCGGUGAAGGAAUCAAUCACGAUGAACAUCACCGGAGGCAAGAAAUACUUUGAUCACGUUGUUAGCCAAGUUCAAGUCACACAAAGCGCACUGGAAAGGAAAUUUGACCAACUACUCGAACCAAUUGAAAGUUGUAAAGAUACAUUGACGGAACUGACAUUGAAGCCAGCUUCAAAAGGUGCCGUUGGUGAAUUGGUAGUACUUUCAGUACUCCAAGAAGGUUUACCUCAACACACGGUCGAGGACGUCGCCAGAAAGAAAGGAGAAUACGGAGACAUCCAUGUCACAUCCACAGUGUCUGAACAAAAAUAUCUUGUAGAAGUGAAAACACACAGACGUACUCUGGCAGCAGCGGAAAUUCGAAAAUUUGAGGACGAUUUAAGAGAAAACAAGCAUUUCAAAGUUGGAAUUUUGCUUUCACUGGAUAGUGGCAUAGCAAUGCGGGCAAAACAUAGAAAAUUUGAAAUAACAUAUGAAGAUGAGCAAUAUUUUAUUUACGUGCCCAAUGCUCGCAAGGAGGAAAAUUUGAUUGUUUGGAGUGUAUUGCUUGCAGACGAGUUGGCUGCUUUAGACGAAGGACUCACUGACAGCCAGACCCAGGAACUUCUGAAGUUGCAGAAGAAAUUCCAAGAGAAUAUGGAGAAAACUAAGGCAUGUCGAUCGAGAUUUAAUUUCCUAAAGAAAAUAGUCGAAGAUUUGGAGGAAACCCUAAUGCCUUUGUUACAUGUAAUCGAUGGAGCCAAAACUGAUCUCAACAAAGCCUUGCACCAGAGAGUAAAGAAAGGUCCAAAGAAGGCGGCCGGUCCAAAGAAAGCGGCUUCUAUUCCUCCGUCACAUAAAAUAGACAAAUACUUCGCUAAGGAAACGGCUUCUAUUCCCCCGAAAGCGGCGUCUAUUCUCCCGUCACGUAAAAGGCGGCUUCGAUUCCCCCGGUGUCACGUUACAGUUUCUGAUGAAAAAAAUUCAGUUUCUGAUGAAGAAAGUUCAGCUUCUGAUGAAGAAUUUACAGUUUCUGAUGUAGAAAUUUUAGUUUCUGAUGAAGAAAGUACAGUUUCUGAUGAAUUCGAAGAAAUUUCAAAUACUGAUGAAGACGAUUGA
This is a messenger RNA of Paramuricea clavata, 1254 nucleotides long. Lineage: Eukaryota; Metazoa; Cnidaria; Anthozoa; Malacalcyonacea; Plexauridae. The record is from the annotation of a GenBank genome assembly.